This is a messenger RNA of Xenopus tropicalis (tropical clawed frog), 2341 nucleotides long. RefSeq names its product ankyrin repeat and SOCS box containing 13 (gene asb13). The transcript has 6 exons. The record is from RefSeq and is a predicted model, not a curated record. Gene Ontology annotation, biological process: intracellular signal transduction; protein ubiquitination. NCBI's taxonomy places the organism in Eukaryota, Metazoa, Chordata, Amphibia, Anura, Pipidae. The coding region runs from base 167 to 1033 and encodes 288 amino acids.
ACUACAUGUCCCGGCAAACCUUGCUUGAAACUUCUGGUCAAUCGUGAGAAUUUGACGUUCUAAUGGUGACGUCAUCCGCUCCUGCUUCCUCGCCGCCCCUUCUCCUAAACAAACCUUCCUUACCGCAUUGAGAAUGUAACACGUUCACGGAAAGAAAGAGGUUGUUAUGGAAACAGAGGCAGUGCCAAUAACCGCCUCGGCGGCUCUUCAUGGUCCUCUCAUCGGAGACAUUGGAAAUUGGUUAUCUAGAACUCCGAUACAUGAAGCUUCUAGACAUGGCAAUGCUUCACAGCUCAGACAACUGAUUGACAGUGGGAUCUGUGUGAAUCUGGUUACUGUGGAUUCAAUAACACCUCUUCAUGAAGCUUGCCUACAUGGACAUACGCAGUGCGUGAAGUUGCUGCUAGCUGCGGGUGCUCAGGUGGAUGCUAGAAAUAUUGAUGGAAGCACUCCUCUUUGCGAUGCCUCUUCGGCAGGUAGUCUAGAAUGUGUGAAGCUUCUCUUGGAUAAUGGUGCCAAAGUGAACCCUCCAAUUUUUACUGCUUCGCCCCUUCAUGAAGCAUGCAUGAGCGGCAAAUCGGAAUGUGUAAAGCUUUUGAUAGAAGUUGGAGCAAACCUUGAAGCUCAUGAUUGCCAUUUUGGAACACCGCUACAUGUAGCGUGCGCCAGAGAGCAUUUGGAUUGUGCAAAGUUCUUACUCAGUGCAGGAGCAAAUGUGAAUGCAGCAAAACUCCAUGAAACUGCUCUUCACCAUGCAGCAAAGGUGAAAAAUAAGGAUCUUAUCAAGAUGUUGGUGGAAUUUGGAGGAAAUGUUUAUGCCAGGGACAACAGGGGAAAGAAACCCUCAGAUUAUACGUGGUCAAACAGUCCUACUGCCAAAUGCUUUGAGUACUAUGAAAAGACACCUAAAGGCCUUAGCCAGCUCUGCAGGCUUAAACUCAGAAAAACACUUGGGCAAAAAGCAGCACAAAAGGUCCUCAAGUUAAAUAUCCCCCCAAGACUUAUGGAGUAUUUAACAUACAGUGAACUCUAAUAGGCGCUUUGGGAAGAUUCUCACCAGAAUAGGUAAUGCAUUUGAAAACUUUAUCUAAAGUGUCCACUAUAUAGAGCAAUGCUGUGCAAUUGAAGGCCCAUGGCCCUAGUCUGGCCAUAAAUGGGAAUAUUCACUCUUUUGGAGAGGUCACCAAGUGAGUGGAUCUUCUUCCGAUAUGCCCAUCGAAAGGACCAAAACGAUCAAAUUACCAUGAUGGGCAUAGGCGCCGUCGGAUCAGGGACUGCAUCAGCUUGUGGAAAAUCAAGAAGACUGCAUUAAUGUUUUGUGAAGAGCUUGUCAUUAGUAAAUUAAAUAUUGCAUCAUCUAGAUAAUAUAUCUGUUAUCUGUGACAUUUUUUACAGCUGUAAUGCACUAGAUGCCUAAUAAGUAAAAGAUGUAUGUUCGCUUCAGCUGAGGUACAGCACAUGCACAGUCUGCUUUAUAUGGGCUGCAUUAGGCCCCAAGGAGACAACUGUGUGUAAUAAUGUAGCAAGUGUAGAGUGUAGGAAUUUACAUUUGUUAAACCUGAUAUAUAAAUAUAGUUCAAGGUUAAUACAUUAUAAAUGUGCAGAGGUAUAAAAUGCUACAUCCAAAAACAAAUCAUCAGUGAGAGUGGCAUUAGGUGGUCUCCAUUUAAGCGUAGAGGAGUAGUAAGUGUAAUUUGCGAGUUUUAAGUAUUGAUUUUUAUUUUCACUGUAUUAUCUGGCUAGAUGAAGAUCCUGUGGAUUGGAAGGUUGACUCAUCAGAGGAUUUGAGGACUCCCUUUGAAUCUAAAUGCUGUAUGUACUGUAAAAAGAAAAAAACAUUUGUAUGGAAGAUGUAUCAUGUUGCCAGCAUACUUCAAUAUAUUUCCCUAGGAUAUUGCUUUCAUUGCUGAUAUAUGUGUAUUAAAAAUAUUUAUUUAUUUAUUCAAAUAAAUGUUAGUAAAUGAAAUAUGUUGCAUUCUAUAACAAAAUGUAGCUUGCCUAAUAUUAAAGCCUGGGAGCUACAAACCAAUCUAAGGGUAAAUGACUAUGUUUAGAGAGUAACAAUUUGUUCUAACCCCCUUGGCUGGAGGCAGUAAAAAUGUGUUUAAUUCCAACUGAAUUGCAUUGUUUCCUGUAGGUUUGGUAGUAACGCAUUUAGUAAAACAUAACCCCCCCAGAUACAUGAGUAAUUUGCUGCCUUCAAAAGCUGGGCACCCUCAUCUGCCAGUGAUUCAUAAAAUAGUAAAUAUACUUAUUGUAUAUCAAUGAAAGUUAACAUAUGUCUUGUGCUGUGCAGGUGUGUCAACAGGGUUUGAGCCAAUAAAAUAUUAUUAGUCCAGAU